Messenger RNA from Vigna unguiculata (cowpea), 2143 nucleotides. RefSeq lists its product as uncharacterized. Lineage: Eukaryota; Viridiplantae; Streptophyta; Magnoliopsida; Fabales; Fabaceae. The record is from RefSeq and is a predicted model, not a curated record.
UCGGAAACCCUGUGGAAUUGGGCUUUAAAUAUGAGCUUGGGUUCUGCUGACAAUAGAAUUGUUGAAACAGAAAAGAGAUUAGGCGUGAGCAUGUGGAUGGAGAGAGCAUUGAUAGUGUUGGUGCUUCUACUCCACGUCCACCAAAUUGACGGAGGAGAUGGUUGCCUCGCCUCUUCCUGCGGCAAAAUCAGAAACAUAUCUUAUCCAUUCCGAUUGAAAGGAGAUCCAGAAGGGUGCGGUCUCCGCGAGUACGAGCUAUCUUGUGAAAACAAUACAACGCUGUUAUCUUUGCUCUCGGGAACGUUUCAUGUGAAGGCCAUCAACUACAAUAAUUUCACAAUUCGAGUUGUGGAUCCUGGACUUCAACAACCGAACUGCUCCUCUCUUCCUCGCUAUUUCUUGUCUCAAUCCAAUUUCACUGAUUCUUACGCCAACGUCUUGAAUCCCUACCAAACAAGUUAUGCGAAGUUUGUUAACGAGUAUAUAGUGUUUUUGAGUUGUAGCCAUGGAGUGAGUGGGAAGCGAAAGUACGUGGAUACUGGUGGAUGCCUGAAUUGGGACUCCAAAGGUUACACAUACGCUAUGGCUGGUGACCUAUUAGCAGAGGACUUAGAAGUUGGUUGUGAUGUAAAGCUGGUUGCUCCCACAUCGUGGUGGGGUUUCGACACAAAUAAUUAUUCCUACGCCAUGAUCCACACAGCGCUACUCUAUGGAUUUCAGCUUUCGUGGAUUUCUCUCGUCUGUGAGGGUCGUUGUGCACGCACUGGCUUAUGCUAUUUCAUUGACAGCAGCCAGACGGUUGAAUGCUUCCCCGGUGAAGUUAAACCUUCGGGACUGCUGUAUUUUUUACAGAUGACUAUUGUUAAUAUCAUACAAGGAUUACUUAUAGCAAUACACAGACCAAACGAAUAUGUACCAAUUCAAUUCACUAUAUAUCCACCUGAGGAUAUAUAUGGAUUAAUUAUGUUGGGACAAUAUGGUAUACCAUACUCCAUAGCUAGAUAUGUUAUUGGCACGAUCUUGUUUAUUGUUCUAUUGAUAUACAAGUGGAAAAGAAGACAUUCCUCCGCAUAUGAAAAUAUUGAAAAUUAUUUAGAGCAAAAUAGUUUGAUGCCUAUUCGAUACUCAUAUAAGCAAAUUGAGAAGAUGACCAAAAGUUUCAGUGAAAAAUUGGGUGAAGGAGGCUAUGGCUCUGUAUUUAAGGGAAAGUUACGUAGUGGACCUUGUGUUGCCAUAAAAGUGUUACAAAAAUCAAAAGGUAAUGGACAAGACUUUAUCAAUGAAGUUGCAACAAUUGGAAGAAUACAUCAUCAAAAUAUAGUGAAUUUAAUAGGAUAUUGUGUUGAGGGCUCAAAACGUGCUCUUAUUUAUGAGUUCAUGCCAAAUGGAUCUCUUGAAAAAUUUAUAUUUUCCAGAGAAGGAAAUCAACAUUUAUCCUAUGACACAAUAUAUAAUAUAGCAAUUGGAGUAGCUCGUGGAAUUUCUUAUCUACAUCAUGGAUGUGAGAUGCAUAUUUUGCAUUUUGACAUUAAACCUCAGAACAUCCUCCUUGAUGAAAAAUUCACCCCAAAGAUCUCUGACUUCGGAUUGGCAAAAUUAUAUCCAACAGACAAAAGUGUUGUGACUAUGACAGCAGCAAGAGGGACAAUUGGGUACAUGGCUCCAGAAUUGUUUUAUAGAAAUGUUGGAAGAAUAUCAGAUAAGUCUGAUGUUUAUAGCUUUGGAAUGCUUCUAAUGGAGAUAGCAAGCAAUAGAAAAAACCUAAACCCUCAUGCAGAGCAUUCAAGUCAACUUUACUUUCCCUUUUGGGUUUAUGAUCAACUUGAUAAAGGUAAAGAUAUAGAAAUGGAAGAUGUCAUAGAGAAUGAGAACAAAAUUACUAAAAAGAUGAUCAUAGUUUCACUUUGGUGUAUACAAUUGAAACCAAAUAAUCGUCCUUCUAUGAAUAAAGUAAUCGAAAUGCUUGAAGGAGACAUUGAAAACCUACAAAUACCUCCAAAACCUUCUUUGUAUCCACAUGAAACAUUCAAAGAUAGUCAAAGAAUCUGCUCCGACUUCAUUAGUUCUUCAAGUUUUUCCAUGGAGAUGGCUACUAAUGCUCCACUAAAUGAAAGUAUUUGAUAAUGUAGAUUAAUUAUAUGUU